Messenger RNA from Helianthus annuus (common sunflower), 1407 nucleotides. RefSeq lists its product as uncharacterized. The transcript is spliced from 2 exons. The record is from RefSeq and is a predicted model, not a curated record. Bases 1 to 1407 code for a protein of 468 amino acids. Lineage: Eukaryota; Viridiplantae; Streptophyta; Magnoliopsida; Asterales; Asteraceae.
AUGAGUCGCCGGUUAUUCACACGGAUUGCUGAUGAUUUGGCGGGGCUAGACCCGUUUUUCACGCAACGACCCGAUGCUCGAAAUUAUGAAGGGUUCACCACGUUACAAAAGUGUACUGCGGCCAUUCGCCAACUGGCGUACGGGACAGUGGCCGACGCUUUGGACGAGUACUUACAGAUGUCGGCAAGAACUACGCGAGAAUGUUUGUCUCGGUUUUGCCAUAAUGUGGUGAAACUGUAUAGCAAAAAAUAUUUGCGGAAACCAAACACGUAUGAUGUUCAACAGUUCUACCAAGCUCAUGAAGCACGGCACGGGUUUCCCGGAAUGCUCCGUAGUAUUGAUUGUAUGCAUUGGGCGUGGCAUAACUGCCCGAAUGCGUGGCGAUGCCAAUAUACGCGAGGUGAUCACGACCAUCCAACCUUAAUACUUGAAGCCGUGGCCUCACAAGAUUUGUGGAUCUGCAUUCUUUCUUUGGUCUCCCUAGUUCACUCAACGACCUCAACGUGCUAUACCAAUCGGCGAUCUUUAGCGAUGUCAUUAAUGGAACCGGUCCGGGCACCUGUUUUACAGUUUCUGGGGUUGAGUAUAGACGCGGGUAUUAUCUUGCUGACGGAAUAUAUCUGUCUUAGUCUACAAUUGUCAAGACUAUUCCAUAUCCCAAUGACGAAAAAAGGAAAAAAAUUGCCAAGCGUCAAGAUGCUGCAAGAAAAGACAUCGAACGUGCUUUUGGUGUUUUACAAAAAAAAAUGGGCCAUCCUUGAACAUCCGGCACGUGCGUUCACACCGAAGAGGUUGCGCCUUUAUAUGUACGCUUGCAUUUUGCUCCAUAACAUGAUUAUUGAAGACGAAAGUCGGGCGAUUUGUGAGUAUGAUGAGAAUGCAUCUAUCGGGAAUAUUGUCCCGGUAGAUCCGCCACAACAGGAUUUAAACUCGUUCUCGCUAACCAACGACUUCACGCAUGCAAACCUUCAACAGGAUUUGGUAGAACAUAUAUGGAACAACGUAAACGUCGGGGACGGUGACGAAGACGAAGACGAAGACGAGAAGUAUGGAAAAUCGGACCCAGUCAUGACAUCAUGGCGUUUUGAUAAGGAAACAGACAUGGUGACCGUUAUAUAUGACUGCGGAGAGCAGGAAGACUACUUGCUUGAAAACCUCAUGACAAAGCAGGGGAUUGGAUUCAUGGAAGAAUUGCACAAUGCCACUUGUUUGAACACAGACAUGGACUCAAAAAUGGCGUUGAUGCAGGACAUAUUCAAAUGGAGGCUUCAGAAUCUUCAGCAACAAGAAGCCGAUGAAAGUGAAGGUGAUGACAUGGAUGAAAGUCUAGAUGAAGACUCCGAGGAAGAAGACAACGGAAGUGAUGGAUACUUCUUGGAUAAAGUACCUUCUAACGAGGAGUUUUAA